Molecule: messenger RNA, 2619 nt
Organism: Mercenaria mercenaria
Lineage: Eukaryota; Metazoa; Mollusca; Bivalvia; Venerida; Veneridae
Product: N,N'-diacetylchitobiase-like
Exons: 1
Coding region: 1-2619 (872 amino acids)
Biological process (GO): ganglioside catabolic process; carbohydrate metabolic process; glycosaminoglycan metabolic process
Cellular component (GO): membrane
Molecular function (GO): beta-N-acetylhexosaminidase activity; polysaccharide binding
Source: RefSeq, a predicted model, not a curated record
AUGAAUGUAUUGCAGAGUAGAAAAGGGUUGGAUCCAGAGCAAUUUGUUGUGGAUUAUAUAGCAGCAAAUCUCAAGGUGAAGGUCAAAGCUGGUGACAACGAGAAAACUGCUAGGUCCGUUCAAAUCACUUUAUCAAAUGUUGGACAUAAGAACAUAUCAUUUGGACAAUGGAGAAUAUUUUUUUAUACAUUAACUCCAUCUAGCACACACAAAACGGCAGGAUUUGAAGUGGGUCAGAUUAAUGGAGGAUUGUUUUUCUUGGCACCGAUUAAAGACGAGUUCCCAGGGAUUUCUGCCGGCAGUAGCCUCGAUCUCAUCCUUGAAGGAUGGAAGAUGUCGGCUAAAACAGAUCAGUUCCCAAACUGGUUUGUUGCUUUGAGUACGUUUAGAUUAUCAUCUCCAAGAAUAAUUGAAAGUACAAAGGACGGGAGCUUAUCUUUUGUUAAUUCAUUUGAGAAUUCAUUUCAAUGGAAGAAGCACGAGCGUGAUACGUAUAACCCGUACACACCAAGAGACAGGUAUAUGAUGAAUAAGGCAUUUCAGAAGGUAAAAAGUGGUAUUCAAGUUAUACCGAAACCAUUCUUUGUGAAAACUUUUCCCAGCAGGAACAUAGUUUUCGAUAAGGAUUGGGUCAUUGUGAAGCAAUUGACUAUAGAUAGAGAUCUAGAGCAUGUGCAAGUUUCACACAUACUAGCAAUGCAUCUUGGACUGAAGGAAGUACCAGAACAGGCUGAAAAUGGUAAAUACAUCAAAUAUGAAACGGAUGAAAGCUUCAGCAAGGAACAAUAUGAAAUAAAAGUAGAGCCAGAUUCAAAAUCAAUCAUUAUAAUUUCAAGCAGUAGUAAAGGGGCAUUUUACGGUACUCAAACGCUUAUUAGUAUGUUGGAAUCAUCACACACGUUACCGGAUAUGGUGAUUAAAGACCAUCCACGGUUCUCGUAUCGCGGAUUAAUGAUAGAUGUAAGUAGAAACUUUCACAAUAAAGAAACAAUUAAGAAAUUAAUCUACAUAAUGUCACUGUAUAAACUGAAUAAAUUACAUAUGCACCUAACGGACGAUGACGGUUGGAGAAUUGAAAUACCAUCGAUUCCAGAACUGACCAAAUAUGGCUCACGGCGAUGUUACAAUUUUGAAAAUGAUAGAUGUUUAAUUCCAAGUCUUGGAUCUGGACCAUAUUCGGACAAACAAGGUUCUGGCUUCUAUACUGUUGGUGACUUCAGGGAUAUAUUACGAUACGCAAAGGAAAGGUACGUUGAAGUAGUACCGGAAAUAGAUGUUCCUGGCCAUGCAUUCUCCGCCAUUAAAGCAAUGCAGUAUAGAGAACAAGAUUUACAUCAAUUUAAAAGCGAUGGAACUAGACCGUCUUAUAUUCUUUCAGAUGAUGUGUCCGGUAUCCAUUCUGUGCAAGGUUGGUUGGGAAGUUCUAUAAAUCCUUGUCUAAAUGCGACCUACAGUUUCGUCGAAACGAUUCUAACUGACUUACAGUCAAUAUAUAAAGGCAUACAAAAAUUAGAGCGUGUUCAUUUGGGCGGUGACGAGGUGCCAGAUGGCGUGUGGGAAAAUUCCACAAUAUGUCAAUCUUUGUUACAUGACUCUAGUCUUGAUCACAGUACUAUCAAAAAAAUGUUUAUCGUUAGAGUAGCCGAUAUUGCGCACAAGCACGGUUUAAAGAUCUCGUUGUGGGAGGACGGAAUUUAUAAUGCGACUCAAGGUCCUUAUGACGCAAAAGAAUUCAAACAAACAGAAGUCCUUGUGAAUGCUUGGAACAACAUUUGGGAGGCUCGGAUUGGAGGAAGAGCGAUUGAGUUCGCAGAUUCAGACUACAAAGUAAUACUUUCGAUGGCCACCCAUUUAUAUUUUGACCAUCCAUAUGAACCGGAUCCUGAAGAAAGAGGUCUAUACUGGGCUACCAGGUACAUCGACACGUACAAAGUUUUUGGAUUCAUGCCCAUGGAUAUAUUUGCUAAUGCAGAGUUUGACUCAUUGGGACAGAAAAUAGACUUAAAUGACCUGUGCGGAGGACCAUGUCCACAAACUAAAACUCUAAAUAAUUUUGUUGGCAUGGAGGCCUGUAUAUGGUCAGAAACGAUACGAAAUGAGAGCCAGCUUUAUGAAAUGACUUUUCCACGACUUCUUGCUUUUGCUGAAAGGGCAUGGCAUGCGGCAGAGUGGGAGAACUUGAAGAUACCAAUAGAAAGAAAAUAUGCGAAAAUAAGGGACUUUAAGAGAUUUGUAAAUAUUGUAGGAAUGAAGGAAUUGUGUCGUUUGGAAGAUGCUGGGAUCACAUAUAGGAUUCCACCACCAGGUUUGUCUUUUUCUGAGGAGAAGAGGAUUCUUAAAAUUAAUACCUUUUAUCCUAGGCAUGAAGUCAUGAUAUCGCUUGGGAAUGACAGUAGAUCAUGGAGAAGUGUCGGCACAGAAACUCAGAUACCAAAGGGAGUAUCAGAUAUUCAUGCAUAUGCUGUCUCGCCAGUUUUGAACAGAAAAAGUAGAACAGUUUCGUUACAUAUCACAAACGAUGCUGAAUCUAAUAAUUUGCACUGGAGUUACACGUAUAUCGUUGCGAUAAUGCCACUUCAGUUAUUUGUAAAUACAUGUAUUCACUAUUUGAUACUAUGA